UGGAAUCCAAAGAAAAAAAACGGAUUCCAUGUCAUAUAUUCAGUCUCAGUUUCACAGCUAUUUUUUUAAACCUCUUUUUCUCUCGCUGAUGACUUGUCUGGAUUAUGCUCAUGGCAUUCCAAGAUGAGAUUACCAAAGCUGCUGCUUUUACGUAAGCUCAACUUUGCUUAGUAAAAAGUAUUUAUUUUUGAACCCUUACCGUAUUUUCGUUUCUUCGCACUUGCGCUGCCAGGGACGAGGAUGCCAAAGAAUGUCGGUGGAACGAGGAACUCUUGUCGAGUCAUUUGCACCACACCUAUCGAGACUUUGUCUUGAUUAGUGAAUUUUCCGAAAUCGAAGGUCCCAUGGCAUUAGCGGUCGUGACCAACAAUACGUACCUCGAUCUCAAGUAUUACACAAGCAAAGCAACCGUGGAUCAUGCUGCCAAAGCCGAAUUGCAGAAAGAUCUUGAAGCACUAGGAUUAGACCUCUUUGAUUUCAAUGCUUUCGUCAUGCGAGUCGUGUCCGUCGAUCAUAGUCCUGAUUCGGAAUACGAUUUGAGCCACGACCACGGAAACAAACAAGCGUCAAAGGAAGGUGACAGUGCCUUUGUCUCAAAUGACACCACUUAUCCUACCAGCAAUCCCUACAUGUUCUCCGUUCCAGAUGAUACUCAAGUUUACUUUACCGACUCGGAACAUAUAUUCUUUGCCUUUACACAUCAUCUUACCCUUUUUGAUAUCAAUGCGCGUGGAUAUGUUCAUCCGGUAGCCUUAUCCUAUAUUACACGCGAUCCUCAGAAAAUCAUCAUGCGAUUUGACAAGUUCAUGAACAGAUUCAACGAAAUCUCAAGAUUAAUGAAGAAAGGCAAUUUCUCCAACUUUAUUUUGGAUCUCAAAUGCAAGCUUCUCGAUCUUCAGCAUACUGAGAACAUGCUUGUUUGCAACGACGACAGCAACUUGGUACCUGCGACAAGGGAAAAUUUAUCCGUCGAAGCAAUACAGCAAGCGAGUACAGUCACACGAUUAAUGCUGGACAGCGUCGAGACUUAUGUUAAUCAAACUAUGCGUGAUAAUACUGAUACCCAAACCCAUGGAAAGCUGUUUGACACCUCAAGCGCGCGUGAGACCGCCAGUCUCCAUGGAGAAAGUCAACAAACCAUUGAGCCACCGAAAGAUUACGUUCCCAAAUCCAUUGACGCACUUUAUCCAGUCGCUCAUUUCGAACGUAAACUACGUACCGUAGCUCAGCUUUGCCAGAAACCCGAUACCAAGGCCCAAUCUGCAUCCGAUCCACCGCAUCCUCAGAUACCCUCCGCCCAUCCUCACCGGAGCCUUGCGCAAACCAAGGUCAUUCCUUUGGCUAGCAUUAUUGAAGAACAGUCCGUGCACUGCGCAAAUAAGCCCAAAGACCGAUCAUUUGCCACAGCGAUUGCGCAUGAUAUGUACGCCGAAGCCAUUAAUUAUUUGAUGGAAAUUAUCAAGGACCUUUGCCAAAGUAAUGUUGUACUUGAUAUAAACGAUGAAGAACAGGCUUUUCUAGACCCCAUAUCGAGCGAAAUUACCAUUGGACGCAUGUUCGUCAUGAAUAUGGAAAAUCCAUACCCACGCGAUUUGUACAUUAGCCCCUCGAUGCAAAACAAUCUGCAGCAAAACAUUGACCUGCAUCUGAGGCUAUCCGAAGCGGAAAAGGAUGCAUUUCGAACACCAGAAACAUCGGGGAUGACUGAACCUCCUUUACAAAAACACAAUAAUGUCAUUCGAGAACAAGAUAUUUUCCCAAUCACACCUGAAACAUCUCAGUUAUGGCCAUUGGACAAUACCUUUGCAACGAACCAUACCAUCCUUCGAACGCUAAAGAAAUACCAGCAUUGCAUGCACCAUAUUAUAUUCUCGUUAAUGACAGGCAGGCCUGUAUUAAUCAUUGGUGAUGACGAGUACAAAAGUCAUAUUCAACAGGUCGUUGAAGCCUUGGCCAUCUUUGUACCUGGCAAUUCACGUACCCAACAUUGUAUCGUGGAUUGGUUCAAGGACGGCCUUGUCACCGAUACUGAACUUGGCCCAAUGAAAUUGAUGGGCACAGCAAAGAGAAAUGUUGAUCCUAGCAUUUAUCGUUUGGAAAUCAGUUGUCUUGAAAUCAAUCUUCGUCAUCAUAACGAAGGCAACCUCAUCACCAGUCCGCUUUAUUUGGAAGGGCAAUGGAUUCACGAUAUCCUCGAUGCAAUGACGUAUUUUACUGAGGACCUUGCAUACUUGGCUUAUUUACGAACUGUAUUCUUCAGUAUGGGUUUGAAAGCCUACGUAUACUAUCAUCUGUACUUGACAGAUCAUCGACUGCCUCCAAGAGAAAUCCCAACUGACAGCAGCUGUGAAUCCGGUGCCUCUCUUAGCAAUCAUGAGAUAUCAAGACGCUGGAGCGUGCGACGCAUCAUGAGCUAUCUGAAACGGAUCGAAGACCGAGAAAAUGAACAGGAAGACUACUUUUCAUCGGUUGCCCCGCCCCCUUCCGAAAAGCUGCCCCAGCAUUCGGUGGCUAGAGAGCUGAUCAACGAGUUUUCUGACGAAUGGGGUCCUGGAACGGAGGAAGAUGGCACUCUGUCAGACGAAAACCAAGCGACCAUCACGUUACAAACCUUGCAGCAGCACCAGCGGCGACAUCAGGUGCUUUCUGUUCCAAAUUUCAAUUGUUAUCCUAAACCGGCACGAAGAGCAAGCGAAUGCUCGGCAUUCAGUGAGACCAGUGAUUUCUUUGAUUUUAUCUAUGGAGAUCUUCGAUUUGAUACAGAUGACGAGAAUGAGAAUCUUUCCGGCGAUGAAGAAGAAUCACCUGCAAGCAGCGAUGAAGAACAACAAAAGUUACUGGAAACCGAAAUUCACUCGCAGCAGGAAUCAUACGAAGACAUUGGGAUUUCCAACCUUGAAAGAAAAGGUCGCAAGCUUUUACAUGAUAAGUUCAACCUCCACGGUGACGACCAAACCAUUGUCGUGUAUCUGGCUAAUCUCACUAAAACAAUCUAAUACUCAAACAGACAUGGUACUGACGGAUCAUUCAUUAUCCAGUCACUUAGCUCGCUAAGCAGCGCAUCAUCCUCACCCCAAAGACCAGAUCCAAACAGCAAAUAAAAGCCUUCGUCUUUUUUUUUU
Molecule: messenger RNA, 3122 nt
Organism: Radiomyces spectabilis
Lineage: Eukaryota; Fungi; Mucoromycota; Mucoromycetes; Mucorales; Radiomycetaceae
Exons: 11
Coding region: 345-2996 (883 amino acids)
Cellular component (GO): guanyl-nucleotide exchange factor complex
Source: RefSeq, a predicted model, not a curated record